AUAAACAAAAGCUUUUUUGUUCUAUCAAAUCUAAGAUGGUAUCAGAGCGAGGUUUAAUCCUCUCAACCUAAUUGCUUCCUGCCAUGGGUGAUAAAGAAGAUCCCAAAACAGGGUCUGGUAAUACGAACGAUUUUUCAUCACCGUAUUACCUGCAUCCUUCCGAUUUUCCGAAACAACUACACGUCAACGAAGUUCUUACCGAUGGGAACUACACCGAUUGGGCACGAGAGAUGUCGAAUUUCCUCUUUGCAAAGAACAAAAUCGACUUUGUUGAUGGAACCCUGAAGAAGCCAGAAACCACGUCGCUCGAUUACAAGCCUUGGAUGAGGUGCGAUGCGAUGGUGAAGGGUUGGCUGACCGCCGCCAUGGAAAAGGGAAUCCGUGACAGCGUAAAAUACGCAACCACAGCCUCAGAGAUUUGGACGGAUUUGCGAGAAAGAUUUGGGAAGGAAAGCGCACCGAGGGCUUACGAAUUAAAACAAAAAAUUGCUGGUACUCGUCAAGAUGGCAGCAGCGUAUCCAUCUAUUAUACACGUCUCAGGGCGUUGUGGGAUGAGUCCCAAUCCAUUUUUUCAUUUCCGUGUUGUUCUUGCAACAAAUGUACCUGUGAACUGGGCAAGAAAAUCACCGAACACAUUGAAAAAGAAAGGCUCUAUGAGUUCCUAAUGGGCCUAGAUACUGAUUUCAAUGUUAUAAAAACUCAAAUCCUUGCCACGACGCCGCUGCCUACUCUCGGAAUUGCCUACCACAUGGUGGCAGAAGACGAAAGACACCGAAUGAUUUCGAACGUGAACCAAGUCACAACAGAACCCGCUGCGUUCAAGGCCUUUCAAAAACGUGAAAAUGGUUCCGGCGAUUCAAAAGAAAAGACUGCUGGAAAGGAAAGCAAGCAAAGCGACCAGUGCACAUUUUGUGGAAGAAACGGUCAUAAAAAGGAAGGAUGUUUCAAGCUAGUUGGCUACCCGGAUUGGUGGCCCGGGAAGAAAGACAACAAGGUGAAACCAAAGGCUGCCUGUGUAGAGAUGGGAACCAGCCCCAUACCCGGAUUAAGUGAAGAGCAGUACCAGGAGUUUGUGAAGUUCUUUUCAGGUUCGGGUAAGAAUGCCGAAAUCAAGCCGGAGGCAAACAUGGCAGGGGCUACGUUCGAGGGACUUGAUUGGAUCGGGUAGAUGCCAAGGGGGGUUGUAUCUUUUAAACAUGUCGGAAGAAGGAAGAAAGGCCAUGGUGACUACCACAAAUGUAUGGCAUAAAAGAUUGGGACACACAUCAAAAGAGAAACUCUCGAACAUUGACUUUUUGAAAAAUAAUUCAAAUAAACUUUGUGAUGUUUUUUGCGAUUCUUGUGCUAAGGCAAAACACAC
Messenger RNA from Helianthus annuus (common sunflower), 1361 nucleotides. RefSeq names its product retrovirus-related Pol polyprotein from transposon RE1. The coding region runs from base 84 to 1169 and encodes 361 amino acids. The record is from RefSeq and is a predicted model, not a curated record. The transcript has 2 exons. NCBI's taxonomy places the organism in Eukaryota, Viridiplantae, Streptophyta, Magnoliopsida, Asterales, Asteraceae.